This is a messenger RNA of Megachile rotundata (alfalfa leafcutting bee), 1371 nucleotides long. RefSeq names its product aryl-hydrocarbon-interacting protein-like 1. Gene Ontology annotation, molecular function: protein binding; peptidyl-prolyl cis-trans isomerase activity. The record is from RefSeq and is a predicted model, not a curated record. Lineage: Eukaryota; Metazoa; Arthropoda; Insecta; Hymenoptera; Megachilidae.
AUAGUCAUUGACUAAUUAAUCAAUGAUGUAGUAUACACAUUAGUAGCGACACCAACGCUCCUAUCGAUGUCUUCACAAUAUUAUUUUGAGCUACAAGGCGAAAUAAGGUAGUUUGUUGUUGUCAGUAUACAAAAAUGGAUAAUAAAGAAUAUAUAGUAAAAACUGUGAUACAUGCAGGAACGAAAACUAUUAACUUUAUACCUGGAACCAAAGUUGUAUUUCAUUUUAAAACAACAAAAUGUGAUCCAGAAAAAACAGUAAUAGAUGAUAGCAGAGUUAUGGGAAGAGAAAUGGAAUUGGUUUUAGGCAAAAAGUUUAAAUUUGAAGUUUGGGAAGCUAUUGUUCAAAAAAUGGCAUUAAAUGAAGUGGCAUGCUUCAAAGUCGAUAAAAGUCUAGUCACAUCAUACCCUUUUGUGUCUAAAACCUUAAGGGAAGUUGGAAAACCACAAUCAGAGAAACGCAAUCAUCAUUGCUGUGGUGUAACUUUGCAGAAUGAAGGAAUUGGGUAUGAGGAUUUAAAUGAACUUAUCAAACAUCCUCAAGAUUUAGAAUUUACAAUUGAACUUCUUAAAGUAAUUCUACCAGAUGAGUAUGAGAAAGAAUCAUGGCAAAUGACUGAAGAUGAGAAAUUAAAAAGUAUUCCAGAAAUAAGAAAGAAAGGGAAUGCAUUAUUUCAAGAAAAAAAUUAUGAAGCUGCUUGUGAAAUGUAUGCCAAAGGCAUUGGAAUGUUGGAACAACUUAUGCUCGCUGAAAAACCAAAUGAUGAAGAGUGGCUUGUUUUAAAUCGGUUAAAAACGCCAUUGCUUUUAAAUUAUGCUCAAUGCAAAUUGAUUCAGAAAGAAUAUUAUAAGGUCAUAGAACAUUGUACAACAAUUCUCAAACAUGAACCAGAUAAUGUGAAGGCAUUAUAUAGGAGAGGUAAAGCAUAUAUAGGUGCUUGGGAUGAAGAGAAAGCUGUUAAAGAUUUAAAAAAAGUAAUUGAGUUAGAUCCUACACUAAAAAGCACAAUUGAAAAAGAUUUACAAGCAUUCUCUGCAGCUAUCAAAGAGAAAAAUGAAUUAGAAAAAAGAAAAUUGUCCAAAUUGUUCAGAUAAACACAUAUUAACUGCAAGUAUGAGAUUAGAAAUGUGUUUAUCAUGAAAACAAUAAUUUUGAUGUUAUAAAAUUUUAGCUUGUUAACUUUAAUGUUUGCAUUUGUUAACUGAGAAAGUACGGACAUUGUUAUUUAUUUUAACUAUAAAAAUGGAACAUGAGUGGGUGUCACAAUGUAUAUAUGUUACUAAAUUUCUAGAACCCUGUAUUUUUAAUUUAUAGUUAAACAAAUUUUAUUAAAUGUUACUUUUAUUGAAUGUACAAAUUUGAAAUGAGGUG